AUGUUGAAGAGAUCUGAAAAUGUAAUCCAUCAACCUGUGCAUAGUCCACCUUACAUGCCAAACUUCCCAUACAACCAGCAACAACUCAUGCUACAAAAUGCAGCUGUCCAAGGUGUUUAUCUCGCAGCGGCGAUGCAAGCAGGUGCAAUGAAUCCACAGCUGAACAUGGCUGCUAUGCAGGGAAGACCACCCUCUGCCAGCCCCAAGAGUCCUGGAGUUCUCUCUCCUAGCCCCACUGCCGGAGUCACUAGUGUCUCCUCUUCUGCUCAGGUGUCAACCUCUUCUGCUGCUCCCUCUUCAAGUAGUGGUAAUGGAAAAACAGGCAGCAAUGGUUCAAAAGGGCUUGUGUCUCAGGCAGGAAGCAGCCAAGGGCAGGCCACUCCACUCAUUGGAGGGAAGCCAGUUUUCUCCACUCAAGCUGUACCUUCCCUUUUGGUUGGACAAAUAGGUGUGUUACCUGGCCAAGGUGGUUCAGGCAAUCCUGCCUUUGUUUCUCAGUCUAAGUCACAAUCAGCAUGUCAUACUGUCGUCUCGCAGCCGCAGCUGAUAAACUCUCAAUCUCCUUUACGCAUGAACAGUCAAUCACAGUUGGUAACAAGUGGUGGCCAGAUUUUUACUUCCCAACCAAUGCUGACCAAUCCAGCCAUGCUACAGGCCAUGGCUAGUCUCCAGCAAGGCAUUCCUUUGGCUACUCAUCAGCCAUUGCUUGCUACCCAGUCACCUACGAUCCUGGCUGGCCAGCCUCUCUACAUUCGCACAGCUACUCCCCUGCCUCAGCAGACCAUGGUGCCUGCUCCCACAGCCACUCCAGCAGGAAUGCAACCUGCUAGUAUGAAUCCCUUAAAAAGUGCCAAACUCCUAGACAUGACAAGUGGCCUUCAAGCCAAAACUGUCAGUGUUCCUAGCAAGAAUACCAGCCAAGGCAAUAAGGGUCUCUCUACAAUACUUCCUUCAACAUCGAAAGGUUCCAAUACAGCAAAAAUCCACCCCACCAAUAUGUCUAUGCAGCAACAUGCAGGCGCCAAACUGAAUAUACCCACCAUUACUCCCAAGCAGGCUACAAAAGUACGAACGAAAAAAAGCAACCCGUCAUCAAUAGCUUCACAAACAAAGCCAAGCACACCUACAAGUCUUUCUAAGCCAGCCACGCCAACAAGUCAAACAAAUGGCACUGUCAGUCUACCAAAAAGCCAAUCUGAUUCUGAAGUAGAAACUGGUCGAAAGACUGUGGCCUUGAUAGAAACAGCAGAGAAAAAGACAUUAAGUGAAGCCCCAACAAAACAGUCAGUGGGUGAACAAAAGCAAGAGAAAAGACCUAGCAUGGAGAUUGCCCAGCCUGCAGUAAGCAGCCAGGAGAAUAGGCAAGUUGAAUCUAUGGAAGUGUCCGAGAAACCACAUCACACCACACCUACUAUGCCUGAUAAUUCUGUGGUGGUUGAGAAACAAAAAGCUAUUGUUAAACCUCAUAUAUUGACUCAUGUCAUUGAAGGUUUUAUCAUCCAUGAAGGGCCAGAACCUUUCCCUGUUCAACGAUCUUCGUUGUUGACAGAAUUCAUACCUCCAAAAGCUGCCAGUUGUAAUGCCACAACCACCACCACUACUACAACCACCACCACCACCACCACCACUACCACCACCACAUCAAGUAAUAAUAAUAAUAACAGCAACAACAACAACAACAACAAUAGCAUCACAGAAAAAGAGUCAGAACAUGAAGAGACAAAUGGAUCAAGCCAUGACCCUGACAUUCCCAUGGCUGAUGAUACAGAGGCUGGAGAUGGGGAUGGAGAAGGUCUUCUUGGUUCUUCAAAUGUGGACAAGAGAAUGAGUUCAGGUUCUGGUCCGAAAUAUGUGAAACGAAGGAAAGCUGCAUUAAAAGUACGCAAAACAUGGCGUCCUGGACGUGUUGGUAGACACUCUUACAAAAUUCCAUCUCGGCUGCCCCCAGAAGAGCAAAGCAGUUCUCAUAGCAGCCAUGAAAGCAGCAGCUCACCUACAUCUCCAGCUCAGCCUACAGAAUAUGAUGUGGGCAGAGACUCGCCAACUACACAUCCUGCAAAAUGGACAGUUCAGAAGGUGUUUGAUUUUAUCAAAUCAAUGACAGGUUGCACUGCAUAUGCUGAAGAAUUUCGCUCUCAAGAAAUUGAUGGUCAAGCAUUGCUUCUAUUGAAAGAAGACCAUUUAAUGACUGCUAUGAACAUGAAACUUGGACCUGCCCUCAAGAUUUGCGCUCAUAUCAACUCUUUAAAAGAUAAUUUUUGA
This is a messenger RNA of Acanthosepion pharaonis, 2262 nucleotides long. The record is from the annotation of a GenBank genome assembly. NCBI's taxonomy places the organism in Eukaryota, Metazoa, Mollusca, Cephalopoda, Sepiida, Sepiidae.